Messenger RNA from Bombina bombina (fire-bellied toad), 2739 nucleotides. RefSeq names its product involucrin-like. The transcript has 45 exons. Lineage: Eukaryota; Metazoa; Chordata; Amphibia; Anura; Bombinatoridae. The record is from RefSeq and is a predicted model, not a curated record. The coding region runs from base 77 to 2500 and encodes 807 amino acids.
UGUAAAGCAACUUAUCAGGGCUUGUAUAGUUUUUUUUAUUGGGUGGAAAAUAUAUUUAAUGUUCUUCUCCUUCUAGAUGGAACCUAUUCAGUUGAGCUUGCAGGAAUCUGGGUUCCAAGAAGACAAGAUGGAAACUCAGUUGAUCUCGCAGGAAUCUGAGCACCAAGAAGACAAGAUAGAACCUCAUGAAAAUAUGAACGAAUCAGAGCUCUCGGAAGAAAAGCGGGAAACUCCUCAACUGGACUUGAAAGAAUCUGAGCUCCAAGGAGAUCAGAUGGAAGAACCUCAUGAAAAUAUAAACGAAUCAGAGUUCUCGCAAGAGAAGAUGGAAACCCCUCAGUUACGUUUGCAGGAAUCUGAGCUCCAAGAAGACAAGAUAGAACCUCAUGAAAAUAUGAACGAAUCAGAGUUCUCGGAAGAGAAGAUGGAAACUCUUCAGUUGAGUUUGCAGGAAUCUGAGCACCAUGAAGACAAGGGCUUAAGGGAGCUGAGAUUGAUGGUUUUGAAUACGUAUCCCCUUCAUCCAGUCUGCUUAAUCCCUGUGUUCAACCUGGCACAUCCGGGUUUGAGAUCUGAUGACAUCACUGACCCUUAUUUCCCCUGUGAUGUAGUCCAACAGACCACCAGGGGGGAUGUUGGGACAGAACCUCAUGAAAAUAUGAGCGAAAUAGAGUUCUCAGAAGAGAAGACGGAAACUCCUCAUAUGGACUUGAAAGAAUCUGAACCGCAAGGAGAUCAGAUGGAAACUCUUCAUUUGAGCUUGGAGGAAUAUGAGCUCCAAGAAGACAAGACUGAAACUCCUCAACUGGACUUGAAAGAAUCUGAACCGCAAGAUCAUCAGAUACAAGAACAUCAUGAAAUUAUGAAUGAUUCAGAGUCCUUGGAAGAGAAGAUAGAACCUCAUGAAAAUAUGAGCGAAACAGAGUUCUCAGAAGAGAAGACGGAAACUCCUCAACUGGACUUGAAAGAAUCUGAAACGCAAGGAGAUCAGAUAGAAGAACCUCAUGAAAAUAUGAAUGAAUCAGAGUCGUUGGAAGAGAAGAUAGAACCUCAUGAAAAUAUGAGCAAAACAGAGUUCUCAGAAGAGAAGACGGAAACUCCUCAACUGGACUUGAAAGAAUCUGAAACGCAAGGAGAUCGGAUAGAACCUCAUGAAAAUAUGAGCAAAACUGAGUUCUCAGAAGAGAAGACAGAAACUCCUCAACUGGACUUGAAAGGAUUUGAGCUCCAAGAAAAUCAGAUGGAAACUCCUCAUUUGAGCUUGGAGGAAUCUGAGCUCCAAGAAGACAAGAUGGAACCUCAUGAAAAUAUGAACGAAUCAGAGUUCAACGAAGAGAAGAAAGAAAUUCCUCAACCGGACUUGAAAGAAGCUGAGCUCCAAGAAGAUAAGAUAGAAGAACCCCAUGAAAAUAUGAACAAAUCAGAGUUCUCGGAAGAGAAGAUGGAAACUCUUCAGUUGAACUUGCAGGAAUCUGAGCUCCAAGACAAGAUACAACCAAAUGAAAAUAUGAAGGAAUCAGAGUUUUUGGAAGAAAAGAGGGAAACUCCUCACCUGGACUUAAAAGAAUCUGAGCUCCAAGGAGAUCAGAUAGAAGAACCCCAUGAAAAUAUGAACGAAUCAGAGUUCUCGGAAGAGAAGAUGGAACCUCUUCAGUUGAGUUUGCAGGAAUCUGAGAUCCAAGACAAGAUAGAACCUCAUGAAAAUAUAAACAAAUCAGAGUUCACUGAAGAGAAGAAAGAAAUUCCUCAACUGGACUUGAAACAAGUUGAGCUCCAAGAAGAUAAGAUAGAAGAACCCCAUGAAAAUAUGAACAAAUCAGAGUUGUCGGAAGAGAAGAUGGAAACUCUUCAGUUGAACUUGCAGGAAUCUGAGCUCCAAGACAAGAUAGAACCUCAUGAAAAUAUGAACAAAUCAGAGUUCACCAAAGAGAAGGUGGACAGUUGUGAAAAUGUGAAGGAAGAGGAGUCCUCAGAGGACAAGAUGGAAACACCUCAAAUAGAAUCUGAGCCCCUAGAAGACAAGUUUAACCACCAUCGUGAAAAUAUAAGAGAAUUGGAGUUCUCUGAAGACAACGUUGAAAUACAGCAAAUGGAAGCUGAGAUCUCGAAAGAUAAGAUGGAAAAUCCUGAAGAAGUUAUGAAGGGUUCUGAGAUUCAUGAAGACAAGAUGGAAAAUCCUCCAGAAGCCAAAACGGAAUCUGAGCUCUCUGAAGACCAGAUGGAAAAUCAUGAACUGGACUUCAAGGGAGACAAGGAUGUGGAGGAGCAGAUGGAAAAUCAUGAACUGGACUUUAAGGGACACAAGGAUGUGGAGGAGCAGAUGGAGUCUCUCAAAGUGGAUUUAAAUGUAUCUGUUGUAUCUGAUGAGGAGAUUUCCACAGAUAAAAAUCGCCACAACCGUCUGGGUUCUGAUGAUCUAAAUGACACGCUCAUUUAUGAAGAUACUUCAUGUGACCCGUCAUUACUGGCACUAGGUGAAGAAACUACAAUAAUGCCAUGACAAUCUGGGUGACAAUCUAACACCACUCUUGUCCCAUCUUAGUCACUAGAAGGUCCAUGACUGGAAGGUUAAAGGCAGAAUUGACUGGACUACUUGUUAAACAUAAAAUUAUUUAUUAUGUAAAUAGGCAAAAAACGUUGUCUGUCUUGUAAUGUGAAUAAUGUGCAUCACUUACCGCAUUUAACGGAAACUAAUCCUGUCCCAUUCUCCUCCCAAUAAAUAAUUUGCAUUUGCUGUUU